This is a messenger RNA of Suillus bovinus, 777 nucleotides long. RefSeq lists its product as uncharacterized. The coding region runs from base 69 to 479 and encodes 136 amino acids. Gene Ontology annotation, molecular function: peptidyl-prolyl cis-trans isomerase activity; DNA binding. Gene Ontology annotation, biological process: rRNA processing. Lineage: Eukaryota; Fungi; Basidiomycota; Agaricomycetes; Boletales; Suillaceae. The transcript has 5 exons. The record is from RefSeq and is a predicted model, not a curated record.
UUUUAGUCACCGUUCGCACCUACCCUGAGUCAGGCUUAGGCCAGGCUUCACUGUACCACUUCCACAUCAUGGGCAAGAAACAGUCAGGGUCAGCUGAGAAAAAGCCCGCAGAAAAGAAAGGUGGAAACACCAAGAACACCGACAAAGGCGAUCAAUCCGAGAGCAAAGGAAAGGGUGGUCUGAAGGCCGCAACUGCUGUCAAUGUCCGCCAUAUUCUAUGCGAGAAACACUCCAAGGCAACUGAGGCAUUGCAGAAGAUCCAGGAGGGGCAGCGCUUCGACAAGGUAGCGCAGGAAUACUCAGAGGACAAAGCUAAAGCUGGUGGCAGUCUUGGUUGGAUGGUACGGGGGUCUAUGGUUGGUGCAUUUCAAGAUGCUGCGUUCGCCCUUACCCCGUCGACUGUCGACAAACCCAAUUUGUCGCCUUUAGUCAAGACGAAUUUCGGAUACCACAUUAUCAUGGUAGAGGGUCGUCGAUGAAUCGACAUCCUGUGUACCUUCCGUACAGUAUUAUGCACUCGUUUGGCUUGAGUCUGUACUAAUUAGUGAACUAUACAACUACCAUACGCGGGUGAGAUACAAACUAAGGAUAUACGUGUCAGAAAAGUCGAAAGGACUGCAGUAUAACUACCAGAUAGUUAAAGUGUCGAAUCCCAGCAGAAACAGAUGUCAAUUCAUCCAUGUGACUCCCAUAAUAACUGCUGACUUGCACUGUAGUCUAUACAGACAAGCUAAGGGGCGCCACAGCCUGCUACCAGAUCACCAUGGACCUUGUGAG